AUGUCUGACUCUGAAAAGGGCGCAGCUGUCAAUUAUCGAGUGGAAAGAGACAUGGCUCCCAAGCAGGGGACUGAAGUUGACACCGUCCACCAGGAUGAGGCCAUGAAAGUCUUGGAGGCCUAUGGCGGUGAUGAGGCCUGGACCGAUGCGGAGGAGAAGAAGUUGCGUCGCAAGAUUGAUUGGAGUCUUAUGCCUGUUCUAUGUGUAACAUAUGGGCUUCAGUACUACGACAAGGCCAUGCUUUCCCAAGCAGCUUUGUUCGGACUCAGAGAAGAUCUAGGCCUUCUCACCGGUGAUCGCUAUGCCAUGUCGGCCGCUAUUUUCUAUCUCGGCUUCAUCAUCGGAGCGUAUCCAGCAAUGAUGCUCGCUCAAAGAUAUCCCAUCGAACGAGUUGCUUCCGCUAUUGUUACAAUUUGGGGUGUCUGCCUCAUGUUGACUGUGGUGUGCAAAGACUACAAGACACUCUAUACACAACGGUUCUUUCUUGGCUUCUUGGAGAGCGGUAUCAGUCCUAUGUUUAUGAUGAUAGUUGGAAGUUUCUAUAAAAAGAAUGAACAAGCAAUGCGCAUGGGUAUCUGGUACUCUUGUACUGGUUACGUCUCCAUCAUCUCCCCUAUCAUUAACUACGGAUUUGGUCAGAUCAACGGAGGAGUAUCCUCUUGGCGAUAUAUGUACUACUUCUCCGGCGCCCUGACCAUCGUUUGGGGAAUAAUUCUCGUCUUCGUUCUCCCUCCUGAUCCUGUCCGCGCCAAGGGCUUCAACGAGAGGGAAAGAUAUAUCCUGGUCGCGAGACUCAAGACCAACAACUCUGGUGUCCGCAACACCCAUCUCAAAGUCGCUCAGAUCUGGGAACUCUUGCUUGAUCCCAAGUUCUGGAUUGUGUUCUCUAUCGCUUUCUUAUCUAUGAUUGCCAAUGCCCCGAUUUCGACCUUCGUUCCUAUCAUCAUCCAUGGUUUUGGCUUCAGCACCCUCAACUCUCUGCUGCUUAUGAUGCCUUGUGGCGCAUAUGCUGGAACACUCCAGCUUCUGUUCCCUUACUUGGCCUACAGAUACAGGAACAACAGGUCCUAUCUGGUUUUUAUUGCUCAGAUGGGCACUGUCCUCGCUGCUUUGUUGCUCUGGCUUCUUCCACUCUCAGCCACUGGGGCUCUCCUCUUUGCUGUGUAUAUCCUCCCAUCCGUGGGUGGUGGCUACGCUGUUCUCAUGGGUCAUCAAAUUGCCAACACUGCGGGAUACACCAAGAGAUCUGUCGCAUCGUCUGGUCUCUAUAUCGGCUACUGUCUUGGUAACUUCGUUGGUCCCCUUUGCUUCAAGAAAGGAGAUGCACCUCGCUUUGGGCCUGGCUUUAUUGCUGUCGUCGUUACUUCUAUUAUUGCCGGUCUUCUUGCCCUUGUUUACCGUUGCCUAUGCAUGUGGUCCAACAGCAAGCGCGACAAAUCUGGCACCACCGAAGGAUUUGAUCAUGCUUAUGAGGAUGACCUCACUGAUAAGAAGAACUCGUCGGCAACUGGCUCCACUUCAGUAAUCGACCGCCGAAACGAAAGCGCGCUGAAGCUGUUUGUUUCUUUUGUCAUUCAAAGAAGAUCAAGUGCGAUUUGCAGCCGCAGGUACGUAACUCCUCGACAUCCAGAGGACUGUAGUAACAGUAAGGUUCAAGGUGAUGAUGUGGCAGAGGAUAAUCCAGAGCUACCUGAUGCGACAGAAAUCGACUUUGAUAAGAAUGUAAUUGGUCCAGGCAUGGGUAACACGCCAGCGCCUGUGCAUGCUACACCAACUCACGUCGCGUUCAACAUACCUUCGGCUGAGCGCGCUCCGGAUACUGCGGUAAACCAUUUGACCAAGUCAAGCACAUCUCCGACAGAAGGUGCUGGCUGCAGUCAUGCAGGAGACGUCGAUACGGGCUUCCUUCAGAUCUACGGACCUGAGAAUCAACUUGAAGCAGAGCAGCAAGAACUUGUCGCGAAUCUCGAGCUUCGUAAUCCAGCAUCAGACCCCCGACAACAAGAGUUACAACAGAGCUUUUCAGAAACAUAUUUUGAGUAUUGCUACCCAUGGUGUCCUGUACUCGAUCAUGAAACUCUUGACUCUGAACUUGCGCGGUCGCCUAUGCUUUCGAAUGCACUUGCGCUCGCCGCGAGUCAUAUCCAGCCUCCUUUGAUACCUCACCAAGGCCCAGCAGCCUACUACGAAAAAGCGAGGAUGAUGUUUUAUAUGGAUGAAGAGCCGGAUAUACUUACUUCUCUCAAGGCUGUCUCUUUGUUCUACUGGUGGGCACCUCGCCCACCUUCGACAGCACAUCGACAUGCAAGCUGGUGGUGGACCUCUGUCAUAAUACGGCAUGCACAGCAGAUGAACAUCCACCGCGAGCCGAAACAAAGUGGCGUGGCUUCGAGCGCACUCCACUUGAGCUUGCGCCGGCGAUUAUGGUGGACUGUAUUUGCACGAGAGAGAUUGACGUCCCUCUGCCAAAGCAAACCCUGCAUCAUUUGCCCCGAAGAUAUGACGAUACAGGAAGUGCAACCCUCAGAUUUCCCAAGCGAUCCGGCAUCACAGAAGAAAGGUCGAAUAUUCAUGUACUGGGUCCGUCUUUGCGCUAUAAUGGGCAAAGUGUCAAAAGCACUAUCAAAGUCAGUGGACUCGUCUUCGGAAAUCCCAACAUUCCCCACGGAGCUUAGGCAAGAGCUUGUCACAUGGGUUCAGUCGCUACCGUCAGACCUUCAGCUACCGAUAGGCUCCAGUCGAACAGAAGGGUUCGAUCGAGAUGUCCAUCAAUUGCAUCUCCCAUACUUGACAACGAUCAUUGUGAUGCACUUGCAGAGAACAACACCGGACUUGCCGCAAGCUCUACCGCCCGCUAUCUUAGCUGCUUCAUGCAUCGCCAGAAUUCUGAGGGAUAUCUUGUCACGUGGUAACGCUCGGUUUCUCAUGGCAAUUACCUGCUGGUAUAGCGGUACAGCCUUCAUAGCGUUAUUACAAGCAAGUCGAAUUGAGCAGUUCUCCCAAGAAGCAGAAGAGGGCUUGGACAUUCUGGACCAAGCAGUCGGACAGCUCCAGCAAAUGUGGGCUUCUGCCAAUGUCAUCAGACAAGGCUUUGAACGAUUGCGCGCGCUACCUCGAAGUAUGAUGCAUACUGGUAAAGGUAGAGCGACAGCGUCCAAUGGCUCCAGCGAUGGGCCAUCGAAUGACUUUGACUGGAAGCUCUUAUUUCCCUUCGUGACUAGGUCCACAAGUCGGAUUGCGGAUUGUCUGCUUGCCGAUGAUGAGUUUGGAACGACGGCAACCGCGCUACCGUCCCCGGAGAAUGCUGUUCUUCACGAAGACCUGCUCAAUCGAUAUCAUGAUCUGCUUGAGCCAUUUGUUGAUUAUAAUUUUGACUUUUCAAAUAUUAAUCUUGAUAUCCUAUCGUAG
Messenger RNA from Fusarium pseudograminearum CS3096, 3408 nucleotides. RefSeq lists its product as uncharacterized. NCBI's taxonomy places the organism in Eukaryota, Fungi, Ascomycota, Sordariomycetes, Hypocreales, Nectriaceae. Bases 1 to 3408 code for a protein of 1135 amino acids. The transcript has 7 exons. Gene Ontology annotation, molecular function: transmembrane transporter activity; zinc ion binding; DNA binding. Gene Ontology annotation, cellular component: membrane. Gene Ontology annotation, biological process: DNA-templated transcription; transmembrane transport. The record is from RefSeq and is a predicted model, not a curated record.